Stereum hirsutum FP-91666 SS1 is the source of this 1179-nucleotide messenger RNA. RefSeq lists its product as uncharacterized. The coding region runs from base 1 to 1179 and encodes 392 amino acids. The transcript is spliced from 4 exons. Gene Ontology annotation, molecular function: hydrolase activity. The record is from RefSeq and is a predicted model, not a curated record. Lineage: Eukaryota; Fungi; Basidiomycota; Agaricomycetes; Russulales; Stereaceae.
AUGACUAGCGCUGCCCUCGACUUCCGCGAACUGGAAGCCGUCUGCCUCCGCUACCCUGCCAUCGACAAUCACGCCCACCCCCUUUUGCGAUCCUCACAUCGUCAUUCUGUUCCAUUCGAAGGUGUCAUCUCCGAAGCUUCUGGUCUUGCCGCCCCCGAUGCGGUACACACCGUCGCAUGCUAUCGGGCUACAAUCGAGCUCGGACAAUUGUUCCAGAUCAAUAAAUCUCAAGACUCGAGCAUGAAUACGUCUCAUGACGCCGGGACUAAGGGCGAUGAUGUAACCUGGGACGACGUGAAGGCAGCACGGGAUAGAAUGACCUAUGAAGAUCUAUGUAGGCUAUGUUUUGGACCGACGAGGAUUCAAUGUCUUUUGCUGGAUGAUGGGCUCGGUGGGGUGGCGGAGAUGGCAGAGGAUUAUACGUGGCAUAAUCAGUUUACAUGGAGUCCAAGCAGGAGGAUUGUCAGGGUUGAGGUAGUUGCUGAGACUAUCCUGAGCACCUUCUUCCGCUCAACCGAUCCAACUAUCAAUCCUCGCCAAUUUAUGCAUACGUUUGGCAUUGAGCUUGUCCGCCAACUCUCAAACGCCGCUGGUCGUCCGGAGGUCUGCGGCUUCAAAUCUGUCGUCUGCUACCGCUCGGGGCUUGAUGUCUCUCCGACGGGCAACGAACCCGCACUGGACCACGCGAUCGUGAGGAUCUAUAAGGAGUUUCUGAAGGCCUGGCCGGUCAAGGAGCUUAGACUAGAUGAUAAACCAUUGAAUGAUUUGGUCGUGCAGGUGACACUCACUAUCGCGGCAAAAUUCAAUAAACCGGUGCAAUUCCACACGGGCCUCGGUGACAACGAUAUCACUCUUACGCGUUCCUCCCCGGCAAACCUCCAGCCGCUCAUCAAAGCUCACCCGAACGCCACUUUCGUCCUUCUACACUCCUCUUAUCCCUACACACGCGACGCUGGUUAUCUGACCUCCGUAUACGCAAAUGUAUACCUCGAUUUCGGGGAGAUUUUCCCGUUUUUGAGCAGUGAUGGCCAGAGAACAGUCUUGAGGCAGGUCUUCGAGUUGACGCCGAUGAACAAGAUAAUGUGGUCGACGGACGGGCAUUGGUGGCCCGAAAGCUACUAUCUGGGGACAAUGCAAGCUCGUCAAGCUCUCCUUCAGGUCCUACCUCUCGCUUCAUGA